Molecule: messenger RNA, 792 nt
Organism: Ostreococcus lucimarinus CCE9901
Lineage: Eukaryota; Viridiplantae; Chlorophyta; Mamiellophyceae; Mamiellales; Bathycoccaceae
Exons: 1
Coding region: 1-792 (263 amino acids)
Cellular component (GO): membrane
Molecular function (GO): glycosyltransferase activity
Source: RefSeq, a predicted model, not a curated record
AUGCGCGCGGAUGGGUUCGCGGUGCUGCUGAAUACGUUUGAAAGACCGGAUUUGUUGAAGACGGCGCUGAGACACUACGGGAAAUGCCGAGGCGUGGAGGAGAUACGCGUGGUGUGGAGCGAAAAACGCGACGCACCGCGAGAGGGGACGGCGGAGGAUGGAUACUUUGUGAAGAAGAAGCCGGGAUUGGUGCGAUACGACGCGCACGCGGAAUCGACGAGCAUACAGAAUAGAUUUGAACCGUUGGAUGAUUUGCGCACCAGGGCGGUGUUUAACGUGGAUGAGGACGUGAGAAUUCCGUGUGAGACUUUAUAUAGAGGAUUUAAGGCGUGGCAGAAGCACCCUGACGCGUUGGUGGGGUAUUACGCGAGGAAUUAUGCGCCGGCGAAGAAGCCGAGCGACGGGUGCUCGUGGAGAUACGUCGCGAACGAGUUUCAACUUUGGUGGAGUGGGAAGUACAGUAUCAUCCUCACCAAGGCGGCGUUCAUGGAUCAAAAAUAUUUAAAACUGUAUAAGGAGCAUUUACCCGACGGUGUGCGGGAAUACAUCGACAAGGGGGGGGGGAAUUGCGAGGACAUCGCGAUGCAAUUUUUAAUCUCCUCGAUUACGCGCGAGGCGCCCGUGUACGUGCCGGCAAGUUUGAUGUAUUACACCAAGGCUAAGUUGGGUGGAGUUGGCGUCGCUGGAAUUAGCAGUGGUGCGGGACAUCACCUCAAGCGCGGUGAUUGCAUCACGGAUUUCCAGACGAUGUUUGGCGCCGAACACAUACCCCUCGUGGAAACGUAUCAAUAG